Messenger RNA from Mytilinidion resinicola, 1537 nucleotides. RefSeq lists its product as uncharacterized. The record is from RefSeq and is a predicted model, not a curated record. NCBI's taxonomy places the organism in Eukaryota, Fungi, Ascomycota, Dothideomycetes, Mytilinidiales, Mytilinidiaceae. The transcript is spliced from 4 exons. Gene Ontology annotation, molecular function: DNA-binding transcription activator activity, RNA polymerase II-specific; zinc ion binding. Bases 27 to 1319 code for a protein of 430 amino acids. Gene Ontology annotation, biological process: regulation of transcription by RNA polymerase II.
CCCAACCGAGACCCCCAUUACACACCAUGCCGGCCGCAGCCCGCCUGACAGGAGUCGAUACAAGCCGCAAACGUAAGCCCCACAAGAAGUCACGGCGAGGCUGCCGGAACUGCAAGCUUCGCAGAGUUAAGUGCGACGAGGCCACACCGAAAUGCAAGAAAUGCAUUGACUUUGGGGCUUCCUGCAAUUAUGAUUCAUCCAAACGUACCGGAGACCUCGACAUGGCGCUUGCUGGUGUUUCUGUUUCCUUUGAUGGAUUCUCGGAAACAACCGUGCACCAAGCCCAGCCCACACAGGUCAGCUUUGCUGAUUAUUCAUUGCCUGAUUUUCUUUACCCGGACCUGGAUUUCUUCAAAGAUUCGAUUUUGCAGCUUGACAAGGCUAGCAUGGAUCGCAUCGACCGUUUCCAGAUGCGAACAGUGCUGUCCGUGGGAACUACAGAAGCCUCAAAGAUAUUCCAGUCCAAGCUAAUCCCAAUGGCGCUAUCGAGACCGUAUCUAAUGCACGCUGUCCAAACCGUCACCGCGAUUGAAGAUCGCCACUACUCCAACAGCCCUGCCAAGCGGUCUAUGAUAGAGGCAUACCACAUGUCUCACACUGCAGCCCAAUUUAACAAAGUCUUGUCCAAGCCAUUAAAGGAAUCGGAUCGCGAUGCGGUCUGGACGACCGCCAUCCUAUUAGGCGUCAGUGCCUUCGCCUACACUGACGCAUCUGUGCCAGCAGAGUCGUGGCCACUCAAACCAUCAGACCCGGACGACCUCGAAUGGCUGCGGAUGACGGAACUAAAACACGCAAUCUAUAAGCUCACAGACCCGUUGAGAUAUGGAAGCAUGUUCUAUCAGCUCAGGGACGAGUAUUUGACCAGCUACCUCAGCACCAUACCUGAGUAUGGAAUCGAAGGUAUCCCCGAAACGUUUGUGGAUCUUUGCGAGUUAGACGCUUCGUCGUCAAUCACAUCAUGUCCAUACUUUCAUUCGUUACAUAUGCUGUCGCAGCUUCUUCGGACCGAAUACGCUCGCGUCACGUUCAUCAAGUAUCUCGCAUUCAUAAUGCACAUGACGCCAGAAUACAAGAGGCUAUUAGGGCUGAAAGAUCCGCGCGCGUUGGUAAUACUAGCCUACUGGUAUGGAAUGGUAGUCGAUGCUAUGUGGUGGUUGAAACGGCGGGCAAGACUGGAGUGUCAAGCGGUCUGCUUGUACUUGGAAAAAUACCACUCGCACGACACGAAGAUCAUGGAGAUGCUGCGUUACCCAAAGGUGCGGUGCGGCCUUUUGUAUCCGCCAAGUGAAGUGUAUGUAGGUAUGAGCAUACUCAGAUGAAAAGGGAUUAUUCACUUCUUGGCUUUCACUCGUCGCUUGGCAGCAGAAUUCUUAGAAAAGUGCCCCGUCACAGAAACAUAUCUUGAGGACUAAUGGCAGACGAAAGGCCUGAAGUAUUCAUUUCCUAAAUCAGCACUCCGAAGAGAGCCCGCCAUGAGAAGGAUGAAAACGACGAUUACGACACGUGAGUAGUGCAGGGGUCACAAGCUGGAACCAUG